Molecule: messenger RNA, 1110 nt
Organism: Bathycoccus prasinos
Lineage: Eukaryota; Viridiplantae; Chlorophyta; Mamiellophyceae; Mamiellales; Bathycoccaceae
Exons: 1
Coding region: 1-1110 (369 amino acids)
Source: RefSeq, a predicted model, not a curated record
AUGGCGCCUUCUUCGUCUUCGUCUUUUUUACCACCACCCUUCUCAUCGUCGAUGCGUUCGUCGUCGUCGAGGAGGAAGACCACGAGCUUGUGUUGUUCUUGUUUUCCUCCAAAAGGCGACGGGAUGAUGACGACGACGACGACGGAAACGAGAUUCAAGACGACGAGUGGAAGAAGAAGAAGAAGAAGAACAACAACAACAAAAACGGCGACGAGGAGGAGUAAUAAUACCAAUAAAACGUUCUCUUCGCUCUCCUCCUCUUCAUCGAAAACGGCAAAGGAAACCAACGGAAAAGAAAAAGAGCUCUCUUUAUCGAAGGCACAACCGAGCACGAGUGGACGAGAAGAAAAGGGAGGAAAAGGAGGAGGAGAAACGUCAAAGUUCCCGCCGGAUCACAAAGUGUUCCGAGCGAAGAAAACGAUGCGAGUUCCCGUGAAAGAAAGAAAAGAAGCGUUAGAAAACAAAGCCUCCAUCGAACACUGGCUGAAAGACCCGAACGAAUCCCUGGGCGUGGUGUUCGAUCGAAACGAAAGGUUGUCCGAGGACGAGUGGAAAGUCUUCGUCGCGUCGAAGAAAAAGAUUGCGUUUUGGGAGCUCUCUCCGGCGUUUACGUUGGAGAUUUUGCCAGACGAGACAGAGUUCGGGAAACAGGCUUUUCGAGGGUUUGAUUUGAUGCUCUGCGCGGACGAAGACGCGGAGGAGUGCGGGUGGGUGAACGACGUCUCGGUCUUCGCGAACAUUUUUUGCCAGUUGAGAGUCGACCGAGACUUUGCGGAGGACGAAGGAAAAGAAGAAAAGAAAAACAACAAAAAUAAUACUAAAUACGUCACUCCAAUCGUCGUCGCGGACGUGGACGUCACCAUCGCCGCGUUACUCCCGUCUUUCGUCAACGCCAUCCCGGGUUUUACCAACAUCGGCGAAGCCUCCAUCGCCGCCUCCAUCGAUUUCGCGAGAGACGGCGCCGCGAAAAGAGUCCAGACGGCGUACGACGGUUGGGUGGAGAAGAAACUCGGAAAAGUUAUUGUUUCUUCUUCUUCUUCUUCUUCUUCUGACGACGAUUCAGACGACGACGAUUCAGACGACGAGGGGACCUCCUCUCUGCUUUUUUAG